AUGUGGAUGAUGGGAUACAACGAUGGAGGAGAAUUUCAUAGCAUUCCGGAUUCAUUUAACGGCUGGAAAUUUCGGCCCCUCGCGCCAAGACCUGCUGCAACUUCCACCACCACUAUCACAAACCCUCAAUGCUUCAGCCGUAUGAAUGGCACUGAUCUGCUCUCUCUAAAUCAUCAUAUUUCGGGUGUGAUUGAGAAAAAUAAGAGAGAGUUCAAUAUGCAGCAGGUUGUAGCGAGCUCACGCUGGAAUCCUACACCAGAGCAGCUACAAACCCUCGAAGAACUGUAUCGACGGGGCACUCGAACUCCUUCGGCCGAGCAAAUUCAGCUCAUUACUGCACAACUUCGACGAUAUGGCAAGAUUGAAGGGAAGAAUGUAUUCUACUGGUUUCAGAAUCAUAAAGCUAGAGAGAGGCAGAAACGCCGCCGCCAGUUGGAAUCUGUUUCUGAUAAUGAGCCACCCCGGAAUAACAUGGAGAAUGGUGACAAGAAAGAAUCUACAGAUGCAAACAGGACAGGAUAUGAAGGUGAACAGAUCAAAAAUUGGAAAUCUCUUACAUACAGUAGUGCAAUUGCAGAGAAAACCCUUUCAUCAACACAAAGGGCAGCAAAAGCAGCAGAAGCAGAAUGUAAAUCAGAUGGAUGGGUACAGUUCGAUGAGGCUGCUGAAUUACAACAAAGGAGGAUCCUGGUAGAAAGGAAUGCCACGUGGCAAUUGAUGCACUUGUCCUGUUCAUCAUCUCCUACCAACCUAAUGAACCCUAUUACUUGUCCAUUAACAGUAACAGAAAUUGAUCCAAAGGUUAUGAAAUCUCAAGAUUCUGAUCUAUUUAUCGGAACCCGAGGCCAGGAAUUCCAGACCCUUCAAUUGUUUCCUCUUCAAAGCGGCCAUGGCUAUGGCGAUAGCAAUGAAUGUGUAGCGGAGAAUGAGACCGAGAUAUCGGCUGCAGCCAUGAAUUCUGAUUUCGCUUCUUACCAGUUUUUUGAGUUCCUUCCGUUGAAGAAUUAA
Fraxinus pennsylvanica is the source of this 1008-nucleotide messenger RNA. The record is from the annotation of a GenBank genome assembly. Lineage: Eukaryota; Viridiplantae; Streptophyta; Magnoliopsida; Lamiales; Oleaceae.